AUGGCGCAAUACGAUGUCCUCGUCACAGGCUCCUCUGGUCAUUUAGGCCACGCCCUCAUGAUAACACUGCCGUCACUCGGAUUCACCCCAAUUGGAAUCGAUAUACUCGCUUCAGCCACGACUACUUGUGUCGGCUCAGUAACAGACCAAGAGCUCAUUGCCAACAUCCUUCAAAAACACGCCAUCAAGCACAUUCUCCAUACGGCAACGCUCCACAAGCCUCAUGUUGAAUCCCACACCAAGGACGACUUUGUGCAAACAAACAUUGCAGGAACUCUAGUCCUCCUCGAAGAAGCAGCAAAACUUGGAAACCAACUUGAAAGCUUCAUCUUCUUCAGCACAACCAGCGCCUUCGGAAGCGCUCUCAGCCCAAAGCCCGGCUCUCCUGCCGCAUGGAUAGACGAAACCGUCACGCCCAUCCCCAAAAACAUCUACGGCGUGACAAAAGUCGCUGCCGAAGACAUCUGCCACCUCUUCCACAAACAGCAUAAGCUGCCAAUUCUUGUCCUUCGCACGAGCCGCUUCUUCCCGGAGCAAGACGACGACGAAGACCGACGCAACUCAAUGGGGGACGACAACUUGAAGGUCCUGGAGAUGGCGUAUCGCCGCUGUGACAUAAAGGACAUUGUAUCAGCAACUACAUGUGCAAUGAGCAAGGCGAGGCAAAUCGGCUGGUCGAAAUACAUCAUCAGCGCCCCGCCGCCGUUCUCAAACGAUGUGGAGACGCUGGCUACACUGGAUAGAAACCCAGAAGAAGUGAUUAACAAGGUGGUGCUUAGAGCGAAGGCGGUGUUUCGGGAGAAGGGAUGGAAGUACUUGGAUCGGAUGGAUCGUGUAUAUGAUUCAAGCAAGGCGGUUCGUGAACUUGGCUGGGAGCCGGAAUACACGUUUGCGCGGACGAUUGAGAGGAUUUCUCGGGGAGAGGACUGGCGCAGCGACUUGGUUGGGAAAGUAGGAAAAAAGGGAUAUCAUGCUGUCAGCCAUGGGGUGUAUACUGCGUAG
Trichoderma atroviride IMI 206040 is the source of this 1002-nucleotide messenger RNA. RefSeq lists its product as uncharacterized. Gene Ontology annotation, molecular function: dTDP-glucose 4,6-dehydratase activity. NCBI's taxonomy places the organism in Eukaryota, Fungi, Ascomycota, Sordariomycetes, Hypocreales, Hypocreaceae. The record is from RefSeq and is a predicted model, not a curated record.